Messenger RNA from Dermacentor silvarum, 1110 nucleotides. RefSeq lists its product as uncharacterized. The record is from RefSeq and is a predicted model, not a curated record. The transcript has 9 exons. The coding region runs from base 135 to 1019 and encodes 294 amino acids. Lineage: Eukaryota; Metazoa; Arthropoda; Arachnida; Ixodida; Ixodidae.
CACGAACACUCGCUGGAAGUGGACCGCACGACUUCGACCGUAGCACGAAAUAGGCCUAACGAGUCGAAGCAGGAGCAUCUUGAAUUGGCGACGCAGGUAGGCCCCGCAUCGGCUUGAAGUUCUUUGUAGACAACAUGACGGAGUACAACCCAAGCGAUCCUUGGCCAACUGCUACCUUGGCACAUUUCUUGGAAAUCCGGAAUAAGCGAGGCUUUCAUCAAAUAUACCCGAACGGCCUCUUACGGGGUUAUGACUACGAGAUAGAUACUCCAAGCAUCAUAUACAAUGGGUGGACAGUCCGUGUUUUCAUGUUCAGGUCUCAAAAGAAACCAUUGGUAGCCAUUCACAUGAUAUAUAAUAACAGCUACUACUGCAAGACUGAGAUUCAUGACGGUCAAAACGUUGUUCGCACUUUGCAAGCGGGUUAUGACCCUACCAAUAAUAGGGAAAUGGGCGUAUCAGUAAAGCCAGGAGACGUCUAUUCAAUUGGUAUUCAAUUGAGAAGUUCGAAAUUCCUCAUAAGUGUUGCAAACGAAAUAACUGGCGACUGGAUGAAUAUGAAAAGCAUAACUGCCAAUGAAUUUAAACUCAAAAUUUGGUCAAGAUCAGAUGUUGUACUAUCAUUGCAUAUGAGUGAGGAAGUGCUUGACCAAUAUUCAAGACUGCCAUGGUUCUUCGACUUACCUGACUCUUCACAGCCUCCGGGCUCCUGCAUAAUUGCACUCCUCGAGUGCACAAAUCCAAACGAAGACACAUUAGUGCGCCUUGACAAUGAGGGCACCGGUCGCCAUAACCUGGCGAAUGUCAACUACGGAAAAGUUCCUGGUCUUAUGAAAGGGCAGACGUUUUAUGUGUAUAUCCGGAACUUGCCCGAUCGCUACACUGUGGCUACAAGUUUCGAUCCCGUACCAAGAACGGUAGCCCAUAAAUCAGCGAAGAACAAUAUAUUUUAUUAUAGAUCCGAUAACUGCGAGUACCUACGUAUGACUCAGUACAAUCUAGUGGGUACGGGAAGCUAAUGCUAUCUACUAAACGAAUACAAGUAAACGUUACGCUUAAUUGCAUCUCCGUGCUUCCGGAUUCUCUGCAAUAAACAUCUAUGAAAGACAA